UAGAGUGGCCGUAACACGUAAACACGUAGAAAAAAAAACUCGUCAACAGAUAAUUAACUCGUCGCGACGAACAAAGUGCUCUUUUCCCGAGGUUUUCGUGGCGUUCCUUUUCGUUACUCCAGCCAGAUUAGUUGUCCGUUCUAAGUAAAGUUUGUGUCAAUAAAGUGAUAUCAGCAGGAUGAUUCGUCUUGGGCAAUUGAUCGUGCGACGAAGCCAGCAAGUAAAAGGCAUCGAAAUUCGAAGAUGUCUAUCCGCGGCACCGCAGGCCAAGCAGGCCGAAACGCAGCAGGCUGCGUCGCCGGCCGAGGCGGAGAAGCGCCAAAAUCUGUCCUUCCUGACGAACAUCUUCCGCGGUGAGGUGCAACCAGUCCAGGUGUUUCCCUAUCCGGAAGCGCUCGAUGCCGAGCAAAAGGAGUACAUUGCCUCGUUUGUUGAUCCGGUCACCAAGUUCUUCGAUGAGGUGAACGAUCCGAUGAAGAACGAUGCCAAUUCGUCGAUCGACGAAAAGACCACGGAAGCGCUGUGGGAUCUCGGUGCGUUCUCGCUCAUGGUACCGCCCGAGUAUGGUGGACUCGGUCUGAACAACACCCAGUACUCGCGCAUGUGUGACAUUAUCGGUGGUCAAGAUCUGGGCCUGGGCAUUUUCAUCGGAGCACAUCAGAGCAUCGGCUUUAAGGGAAUUUUGUUGUACGGUAACAAGGAGCAGAAGGAAAAGUACCUGCCGUUGGUGUCCACCGGCAAGGUGUACGCUGCAUUUGCACUCACGGAACCGAGUUCCGGCUCUGAUGCGGGAUCCAUCCGCUGUCGUGCGGUGAAGUCGGCCGACGGGAAGCACUAUGUGUUGAAUGGCUCCAAGAUUUGGAUCUCGAACGGAGGCAUUGCGGACAUUAUGACCGUGUUUGCGCAAACCGAGGUAGAAGAUCCGAAGACGGGCCAAAAGAAGGACAAAGUGACGGCGUUCAUCGUGGAGCGAGGUUUCGGUGGAGUGAGCAGUGGCCCACCGGAGAACAAGAUGGGCAUCAAGUGUUCGAACACGGCCGAAGUGUACUUCGAGGAUGUAAAGAUUCCGGUAGAGAACGUGCUGGGGAAGGAGGGCGAUGGCUUUAAGGUGGCGAUGAAUAUCUUGAACAAUGGACGUUUCGGUAUGGCCGCCACACUUUCCGGUACGAUGCGUGCCUGCAUUCAGAAGGCAGCAGAACACGCCACUAACCGGGUGCAGUUUGGACGCAAAAUUGAAACGUACGGUGGCAUUCAGGAGAAACUGGCCAAGAUGGCAAUGCACCAUUACGUGACCCAAUCGAUGGCGUACAUGAUUUCGGGCAACAUGGACACGGGUUCGCUUGACUACCAUCUGGAGGCGGCCAUCUCGAAGGUUUUCGCGUCCGAAUCGGCCUGGUAUGUGUGCGACGAGGCCAUUCAAAUUCUUGGUGGAAUGGGCUUCAUGAAGGACUGUGGUCUCGAGCGAGUGAUGCGCGAUCUACGUAUUUUCCGCAUCUUCGAGGGUACGAACGACAUUUUGCGUCUGUUUGUGGCCCUGACCGGUAUCCAGUACGCCGGUGGACAUCUAAAAGAGCUGCAGAAGGCAUUCAAAAAUCCGGCCACGAACAUGGGUCUCAUCUUUAAGGAAGGAUCGCGCCGCGCUAUUCGUCGCAUCGGGUAUGGCGGUACCGAUCUCACCCCUUACGUGGCCGAACCGCUGAAGGUAUCGGCAAAGCAGUGCUCCGAGUGCAUCGAUCUCUUUGGCCAAACAGUCGAGUCGCUGCUGGUCAAGUAUGGCAAAAAGAUUGUCGAUGAACAGUUCCUACUGAACCGGUUGGCAGAUGCUGCUAUCGAUACGUACGCGAUGGCAGUAGUGCUAUCGCGAGCCACCCGAACCGUCAACAAGAAUCUCCCCUCGGCCGACCAUGAGGUGCUGAUGACCAAGGCGUGGUGUCACGAAGCAAGCGAUCGUGUUCGUGUGAACAUUCGAAAGAUUAACUCCGACUCGUUCGUGAAAAACUACGGUGUUAUGUCGCAGAUCUCAAAGACUAUCUGCGCCAACAACGGUAUCGCGCACAAUAACCCACUUGACAUUGAGUAAAGUACGAGGAGCCUGGGGUAUGUUGCAACAACGACAAAACGACAAGCCUCAGCCAGCGGAGCACGCGAUUUCUAGAUGGUUUUCCUCGUGGAAACUGUCCCCGAUAGUGAGUUCCAAAAGGCAUUCGACAAGACGAGAUGAUAGUACAUAUGCCUCACCUCUCGACCAAGACGAUUCUGAUGUGUUACUCUUUUAGUGACAGGGAAGCAAAGCGGUAAACCGUAAAGAAGUUACCCAUCGAAAAGUGAAGUAACGAUGUAACGUAUGGCCAUCGUAUGUGAGGCACAGACAGGAGUAGUCAAUUUUUUAUGUAAUCUUUUUCCAUCUCGUAGGACAAUUUUUGUUAUAUUUUUUAAACCAUUUAAGCACAUUUUCGUUAGGCAAUCACUUGCAGAAAUAGAUUAUCUAGUUUUUUCAUUAUUGUGAGCAAUUAUACAUGCAACAACCGCUAUUCCACCAGCUGAGUGUGUAAAGAUUGUGAAGGGAUUUAUGUUAUUAUGGGAAUCGAAUCAUUACCACCCAAACCUACAAACCACCUGGACAGCAACUACUAAAGCACUUAAUUUUAAUGAUACCAUGUAUAUAAAACCUCAGAUGCUGCUAAAGAGAGUUAAAAUAGAUAAAUAAUUUCAUAAAAUACCGCUCAAAAUGU
Molecule: messenger RNA, 2732 nt
Organism: Anopheles darlingi
Lineage: Eukaryota; Metazoa; Arthropoda; Insecta; Diptera; Culicidae
Product: very long-chain specific acyl-CoA dehydrogenase, mitochondrial-like
Exons: 4
Coding region: 179-2080 (633 amino acids)
Molecular function (GO): flavin adenine dinucleotide binding; fatty-acyl-CoA binding; very-long-chain fatty acyl-CoA dehydrogenase activity
Source: RefSeq, a predicted model, not a curated record